Messenger RNA from Microthlaspi erraticum, 324 nucleotides. The record is from the annotation of a GenBank genome assembly. NCBI's taxonomy places the organism in Eukaryota, Viridiplantae, Streptophyta, Magnoliopsida, Brassicales, Brassicaceae.
AUGGGCGCCCUCCGUCGCCGCCGUCAUCGCUUUCUCCUAGCUUCACUCGCCGCAUUUGCUUUCCUCCACCUGGUCUCCGCUGCCUCCGUAGUCUCCACCGGUGGAUGGCUUGGUCAGAGAACCAGGUCGGAUAUACCAGGUCGGUUUAUGGCGGAUAAAAGGUUUGGACCGGGUUCGUCACCACCGACGUGUAGAUCGAAGUGUGGGAAAUGUCAGCCGUGUAAACCGGUUCAUGUACCGAUUCAACCAGGAAUGAGUAUGCCAUUGGAGUAUUACCCUGAAGCUUGGCGUUGCAAGUGUGGUAACAAGCUCUUCAUGCCCUAG